CAGCGCCCCGCCCGCCCGCGGCUCCCCAGCCCCUGGCCGGGAGGUAGGAAGGCGCCGGCGGGAGUCGGGGAUCCUGCUUUGGGGCCCAGAUGGGGGAACCCCGGGCUGGGGCCCCCCUGGAUGAUGGCAGCGGCUGGACGGGCAGUGAGGAAGGCAGUGAGGAGGGUACCGGCGGCAGUGAGGGGGCCGGGGGUGAUGGGGGCCCGGAUGCAGAGGGGGUGUGGAGUCCAGACAUUGAGCAGAGCUUCCAGGAAGCCCUGGCCAUCUACCCACCCUGCGGCCGCCGGAAAAUUAUUUUGUCCGAUGAAGGCAAGAUGUAUGGUCGGAAUGAACUGAUUGCCCGCUACAUCAAGCUGAGAACGGGGAAGACCCGAACUCGAAAACAGGUUUCUAGUCACAUCCAAGUUUUGGCCCGAAGGAAAUCGAGGGAAAUACAGUCCAAGUUGAAGGCACUGAAUGUGGACCAGGUUUCCAAGGACAAGGCUUUCCAGACAAUGGCGACCAUGUCCUCUGCCCAGCUCAUCUCUGCACCUUCCCUGCAGGCCAAACUGGGUCCCACCGGGCCUCAGGCCUCUGAGCUUUUCCAGUUUUGGUCUGGGGGCUCUGGGCCCCCCUGGAAUGUUCCAGAUGUGAAGCCAUUCUCACAGACACCGUUCUCCUUGUCACUGACUCCCCCAUCUACUGACCUCCCAGGGUACGAGCCCCCCCAAGCCCUCUCACCCCUGCCUCCACCUGCCCCAUCGCCCCCAGCCUGGCAGGCUCGGGCCCUGGGCACUGCCCGGUUGCAGCUGGUAGAGUUCUCAGCCUUUGUGGAACCGCCGGAUGCAGUUGAUUCUUACCAGAGGCACCUGUUCGUGCACAUCAGCCAGCACUGCCCCAGCCCCGGAGCGCCGCCGCUCGAGAGCGUGGACGUCCGGCAGAUCUAUGACAAAUUCCCCGAGAAAAAGGGUGGCCUCCGGGAGCUGUAUGAUCGUGGGCCCCCCCAUGCAUUCUUCCUGGUCAAGUUCUGGGCGGACCUGAACUGGGGCCCAAGUGGCGAGGAGGCGGGGGCCGGUGGCAGUAGCAGCAGUGGUGGCUUCUAUGGAGUGAGCAGCCAGUAUGAGAGCCUGGAACACAUGACCCUCACCUGUUCCUCCAAGGUCUGCUCCUUUGGCAAGCAGGUGGUGGAGAAGGUGGAGACGGAACGGGCCCAGCUGGAGGACGGGAGAUUUGUGUACCGCCUGCUACGUUCGCCCAUGUGCGAGUACCUGGUGAAUUUCUUGCACAAGUUGCGGCAGCUGCCUGAGCGAUACAUGAUGAACAGCGUCCUGGAGAACUUCACCAUCCUGCAGGUGGUGACAAACAGAGACACCCAGGAACUGCUGCUGUGCACCGCCUAUGUCUUCGAGGUCUCCACCAGUGAGCGUGGGGCCCAGCACCACAUUUACCGCCUGGUCAGGGACUGACCCAGAACUGGCUCACCCCCAGAACACCUUCCUACCAGGGAAUGUCCUCCAGCUCACCUCGUGCUUCUUAUUUGGGGAGGGGGCUGGGACGUGAAGGGGCUGACCUCAGAGGCCUAAGCAACUGGGGUGGUCCUUCCUUAAUAGGGCCCCCUAUUUGUUAGAGGGGUCCCCAAAACUUGGAGAGUUGCACUGGCUGGGACUGAGGAAAGGAUAAACCCCGAUAUUGGGACCUCACAGUGGGUGUCUGAUAGGACAGAUCACUCCAGAGUAUCAGGGAUUCUGGGGACAGGAGUGAGACAACCCCCAGGUACAGCACUGGCUUCUCAGCCCCUGGCAGGGCCCCCCCCCCACUCCUCUGCAUGUCUUAGAGGGCCCUAGUUACACAUUUGCUUGUCCCCUUUACUUUUUCCCAGCCACCCCUCCCCCUGAAAUUUCUGCCUCUCCCUGCCACUCCCACUCCAUGACCUGUGAGAUCACAAAGUGAAGAUUAACCCUUUUGUGCAGGAGCAGAGCCAGGUGGGCCCUGAAAGUAUUUUUUUUUAAUAUAGCAAGAUAUUUAUAAGGGGGUGCUAGGGACUUGACUUUAUCUCAGCUGCACAAGCAGUGGGGUGAAGCUUUCUAAUCUCAUUCCCCCCUCCUUCUAAGUGAGCCACAAGCUACUCUUUCCUCCCUCCCCUCUCAAAGUUUGGUUUGUGUUCCGACAGAGGAUAAAGCUAUUUUACCAAAAA
Messenger RNA from Saimiri boliviensis boliviensis (Bolivian squirrel monkey), 2173 nucleotides. It is a transcript of the gene TEAD2, whose product is annotated as TEA domain transcription factor 2. Lineage: Eukaryota; Metazoa; Chordata; Mammalia; Primates; Cebidae. The record is from RefSeq and is a predicted model, not a curated record. Gene Ontology annotation, biological process: regulation of transcription by RNA polymerase II; embryonic organ development; hippo signaling. Gene Ontology annotation, cellular component: transcription regulator complex. Gene Ontology annotation, molecular function: DNA-binding transcription factor activity, RNA polymerase II-specific; RNA polymerase II cis-regulatory region sequence-specific DNA binding.